UCGGAGAUCCCCAAUGUUCUUCAUCCUAAGUCCGGCCGCGAGUUAGGGGAAACAAAGAACGAGCAUGGUUAGGUAGGAUUAAUAUCACACAACGUGACCAAAACCAGAGAGGAUUAUUAAGAAGUGAGCGAGUCGCAUUGAGUUUCUUAGUCAAGGCGGGCUCGUUCGCGUGCGAGAGUCGGAGCACGAGGAGGCGGCGCUCUAGCAGGUAUCGACGUGACACGGCAACGAGACAAGACGCGACUCUGCACAUUUCAGACGUUCUAAUGAACGGAUGACGCUGUCUGAGGAGUUAAAGGAGCUUUGCAAGCCGCGAGUACGCACCGCUGUAUUUACUUAAUUAGCGUCCCGUGCUUGGUCUUAGAAAUUGCUCAGGUCCAUGACAGCUCAAUCGAAGCUUUCCAAAGUUACAAUCGAGCGAAGGAAAUAGAGACAAAUCAAGUUUCCGAGACACAUAUUUCGACCCGCAAACAUGUUCGGCCGCGUCCUCCUCACUCUCGAUGGCAUUAUGCUGCUCUUUGGCGCAUACAUGGCUGAUUGGAACGAGACGCACAUCCAUAACCCGCGGUGGCCGCCGCACGCCAAAUUCCAUAAUGCGCAAACAAUGACGCUCUCCCUAAUCCUGGGCAUGGCGACGCUCUUCUUCACGUGGCGCACCAACACGUCGGCCGAAAUGGCAAAGGAGUCGUUCCGCAUCGCGGGCUUCCUGGGGUCUAUUUACUGGGUGGCCGGGUGGGCUUCGCUGCUGUACCCCGGCACCAGCGGGCUGGACCCGGAGCACGGCGGACCGGGGUUCCCGCAGAAGUACCCCUUCACUAUGGCGAUGGGGCUCGCCAUGACGGGCAUGUAUCUCGAGGGAGGCGUCUAAAUUCGGGUUACGUGGUAUAGUCGAAGAUGUUACGUGCGAUGGAGAAUCGGGGCGAGGAUUCAGCCGGACGGCACGGUGGCGGCGGGAGGUGGAGGUACUGAGGGCAUUGCGAAAAGUGCUUAAUUGGGUUCAAGCAUUUGGAGAUCCUCUGUUUGAGUUGAGGGCAGGCCUGGUUGAGGGCGACGUGGACAUCUGGGCUGAGUUAAGAUGUUACUUAAGAUUGUUAAGUGCCUAGGUUACGAAUGCAUUCAUACUCAAAGAA
Messenger RNA from Colletotrichum phormii, 1130 nucleotides. RefSeq lists its product as uncharacterized. The coding region runs from base 473 to 868 and encodes 131 amino acids. The record is from RefSeq and is a predicted model, not a curated record. Lineage: Eukaryota; Fungi; Ascomycota; Sordariomycetes; Glomerellales; Glomerellaceae. The transcript is spliced from 2 exons.